AUGUGGGACACUGAGAGUAGUCGAUUUUCCAGUACUGCGGGGCCACCAGACGAUUCUGGGACUGAGUUGGUAACGGCGGACCAGAACAAUGUCCAUAUCCCGCGCGACCGCCGCCUAGGUGUAUUUACCACCGCUAGAUGGAAGUGGUCGCUGCAAGACAGAAGCUGGCGUUUAGGCCUGCACGUAGGGCUCUACGCGUCCAUCAUCGUGCUGUUUGGCAAUGUUGCACUCUUAUCGUAUGGUAUGGCCCAACACGAUAAUACUACACAAGGCGUUGCAACGAUCGCAAAAGGGGAAAGAUAUCAGAUCAACAGUAUUGGCAAUGCGUACCACGUCCUCAUCAACAUCAUGAGCACGAUUCUUCUGACGUCGUCGAGUUACACUAUGCAAAUCCUAUGCGCGCCCACUAGACGCGAGAUCGAAUGCGUUCAUGCCAGUGGGAAUUGGCUGGAGAUCGGCAUAAUGAGUAUACACAAUCUGCGCUACAUUGACCGCAAAAGAGUCGCUAUAUGGCUGCUUCUCGUCGUCUCCUCCGUACCCUUGCAUCUUUUCUACAAUUCGUCCAUUUUUACUGCACUUGCUACCCAGGACUAUGAUGUCACCGUGACAAGCGCUUCCGAUGCAUCCGCCUACGAUUUUUCAAAUUGGACAACGCUUGACAAUACUGUGUGGCCAAGUAUCUAUGCUACAUCGUGGGUCCCGGGUUACAGUGACAUCCAUCUAAUCAUCGAUCGUGUCUCCUUCGAUCAAUAUCGAAUCAAUCCCAAGGUUGGACUGGCCAACUAA
Messenger RNA from Parastagonospora nodorum SN15, 786 nucleotides. RefSeq lists its product as hypothetical. Lineage: Eukaryota; Fungi; Ascomycota; Dothideomycetes; Pleosporales; Phaeosphaeriaceae. The transcript is spliced from 3 exons. The record is from RefSeq and is a predicted model, not a curated record. The coding region runs from base 1 to 786 and encodes 261 amino acids.